Molecule: messenger RNA, 1429 nt
Organism: Galdieria sulphuraria
Lineage: Eukaryota; Rhodophyta; Bangiophyceae; Galdieriales; Galdieriaceae
Product: methionine gamma-lyase
Exons: 3
Coding region: 38-1288 (416 amino acids)
Biological process (GO): transsulfuration
Cellular component (GO): cytoplasm
Molecular function (GO): carbon-sulfur lyase activity; pyridoxal phosphate binding
Source: RefSeq, a predicted model, not a curated record
UCACAUUUGUCAAUGUCCGAAAAAAGUCGCUUGGAAAAUGGAACAACAGAAUUGGAGUUUGGCUACCUACUGUGUAGCACCUCACGUUGCGGGAACUGCGACUCUACAGGGAGCUAGAUUGACAGACUUUGGAGGGCUUUCGGUUCCGAUCCAUACAAGCUCCACCUAUAAAGUAGAUUCUGCUGAGCAAGGAGCAGUUCUUGCCAGUCGCAAGGGCUGGCCUGAGCUUCGUAAGGAUGGUUCUACAGCAAAGGAUGAAUUCUUCUAUUCAAGAUGGCGAAAUCCUACUGUCGCGGCGGUUGCUGCUCACCUAGCAGCUUUGGAACGGGCAGAAGGUUGCUUGCUAUUUGGCACUGGAAUGGCAGCCAUAAGUACUUCCGUUUUAAGUGCGGUGAAAGCUGGAGAUCAUAUUAUAUCUCAGUCCUCCGUCUAUGGAGGCACUUUUCAUCUAUUCUCUCACUACCUUCGGGAAAGUUUUGCCGUCCAAGUCACGUUCGUCAAUAUUGAAGAUUUGAAUACUCUCGAAAGAUAUAUAAGGCCGAAUACUAAAGUCAUCUACGUAGAGUCUCCAAGCAAUCCUACGCUGCGUUUAGUAAAUUUGGAGCAUAUUGCAUCUAUAGGAAAGAAGCAUAAUAUUUUGACGAUAAUCGAUAGCACGUUGGCAACUCCUAUCAAUCAACAGCCACUAACACUAGGAAUCGAUGUGGUUGUACACAGUGCGACAAAAUUUUUGAGUGGACAUUCCGACCUCACUGCAGGAGCUGUAUUGUCCAAUUCGCAAGACUUCUUGAAACAGGUUCUCUUCUUACAACAGACUUUGGGUUCGACAUUGUCACCGUUCGAUGCAUUUUUGUUGGCCAGAGGAUUGAAGACUCUACAUUUAAGAGUUUCUCAUCAGAAUAAUGCGGCUUUAAAGAUUGCUCAUUUUUUGGACACUCAUCCUAAAGUAAAGGUGGUCCACUAUCCUGGUCUUUCAUCACACAAAGAUUUUCAUUUGGCACAAAGGCAAAUGUCAAAUGGUUGCGGAGGUUUGCUGAGCUUUGAGUUACUCGGAGGGAGAGAAGAUGGUCGAAAGGUUAUCGAGCAUCUUCAAGUAAUUAACUUAGCAGUGUCUCUUGGUAGUGUUGAGUCGCUGGUUGAACAGGCAGCCACAAUGACUCAUAGUCAACUAAACAAGGAAGACUUGUCCGAAGCAGGUAUUGACGAGAGCCUCAUAAGGCUAUCAGUUGGGAUAGAAAAUGUAGAUGACCUGAUUGAGGACUUGAGACAAGCACUAGAGUAUGUAUAAACAUUCGAAUAGACAACUCUAGCCAGCGUCCCUUUUCAAGUUAACAGUAUACUAUAAAGAGUUUAUUAUAUCAUUAGAAAAUGUAUACUUUGUAGUUGGCCUUGAACGAUUAUAAGUAGACAGGGACAAAGGACUUUGAUU